CUGUACCACCAACCUGCUGUAAAAAUGUCAGCGUCUGAUCGUCGGUGAAGCAAUUAAUGGCGAAUCUAUAGUCACGGAGAAUGUAAAUAAUGAUUAGUGUAACAGAAAAUUUGUGAAGAAAUAGUAUAAAAAUACGUUGCAAUUACUUUUUAAUUGAACAAACAUGGGUCGCCGUUCGAUAAAUACCACGAAAAGUGGGAAGUAUAUGAAUCCCACGGACCAAGCACGUAAGGAAGCACGUAAGAAGGAAUUAAAGAAAAAUAAAAAGCAAAGACAGUUAGUCAGAGCAGCUGUUUUAAAGGGUAAAGAUCCUGCUCAGAUCAUCGAAGAAAUGGAAAAAAUAGAUCAAAUGGAAUACAAUGUCAUGCAACCACCGCCUCUCAAUGAGAAAGUGUUGAAAGAUAAAAGGAAAAAGCUAAAGGAGACCCUAGAUCGUGUUUUAAAAAUGUAUGCAAAAGAUGAUCAAGAGAAAUGGUCUGAAUUAAAAGAACAAUUGAUACAAUAUGAACGUAGAAGAAUAGAUUUAGUUUCUUAUUUUGAAGCUGUGCGACAUGCACAACAAGUACAAGUCGAUGAAAUUCCUUUACCUUCUGCUGGUAAUGACAUAUCCAGAAUGUAUUCAGGUUCCUUGACAUCGCAAAUACCAUUGCCAGAUAUGCCGCAACCACCAGCACACAUGUAUCCCCCUCAUCCACAUUACAUACCACAUCACCCUCUUAUGAAUAUACCAAUACCGCCAAGCAUUUUGAAAAAAACAAGUGCAUAUGCAACAUCCCCCUCUAUACCUACAUUAGCACCUAAUAAAGAACCACCUGGUGUACCACCCUUUCCUCCCCCCGAUUUAUCGAGUGACGAUGAAGAUGUAUCGGAAAAGGUAAAAGAACCAACACCAAAAUCAAGGACAAUCCGAUUUGCGGAUGAUAAAGAAGACAAGCAAGAAUCAGAUAAUAAAGAGAAAGAAACGGAUAAAGAAAAGGAAAGGGACAUGUCGAAAGUAAAGCCAACUACUUUGCAGCAAAAAAUGUUGGCGAUGGCAGGACAAGAUAUCGAUCAAUUUAUGCGUGAAAUGGAAGUCGUCCAUAAAAAACGUGAAACUGAACGAGCUCAAGAUUUGAACGCUCGAUUAUCGUUGCUUGAGGCAGAAAAUGAUUCUAAUUCAAAAUCCAGUAAUAAAUCUAAUAAUAAUAAAGCAGAGGAAGAAGAUCUCGAACCCCCAGGAGCAUCAGACCACUCUUCCAAUCACAAUCAGCAUGCAUCAUCGCAUUCUCAUUCUCACACACAACCUCAUACAAUGCCUCCUAUGGGGCUGCCUCCACAUCCUUUAAUGUACAGACCACCACCACCACCAUUACAUUUGAGAAUGCCUCCUCCACCACCACCUCGCAUUGGACUUCGGUUGCCUCCUGGUCCACCACCAGGAAUGCCAAGGAUGUUAAGGCCUGGACCACCAAGCAUGCCUAGAAUGCCUCCACCACAAAUGCAAAUGCCAAAUCUAUCAAAUAUGACAAAUAUAGGAAAUCCUCAAAUGCAGACGCAAUCCGGAACAGGGUCACAGCCUAAGACACCCAAUGUUCUUUCUGCUGCGCCACAAUUGAUUAAUAGAAAAGACAAAGAUGGCAAAAGUACUACAACUAUCGAAGCAAAACCUCAAAUUAGAAAUUUAGCUGCCGAUGUUACAAGAUUUUUACCUACUUCGCUUCGCGUGAAAAGGGACGAUAAGAAGAAACCAAGUAUUUUGUCUAGACUUACAGAGAGAAUACCAGAAGCACAACCGUUACGAACUCCUCAACCUAAAACUAAAGAUGACGCAUAUAUGCAAUUUAUGCAAGAAAUGGAAGGAUUCUUACAAUUAGUACGAAUGCCAGGUAAGACUGCUUCCGAGUACAUAUACGAUGCUAGACCUUGGUGGGAUAGCACUACCGUAGAGGUUCCUUGUGUAGCGGCGACCCACCCUAAUUUUUUGCAGUACAACCAGCAAGGAGGCUUUCAAGGGUCACAACCCCCUCCUAAUCAGCAGAGCAAUUAUAAGUCAGGUGGUGCACCAAAUUCACAAUCAUUUAAGCCGCAAACACCGCAACAACCCCAAAUGCAACAAAUGGCACCAAGAAAUUUGCAGCAAGGGAAACCUCCACAGCAGCAACAGCAACCACCACCACCACAGCAGCAAAUGAAACAACAGCAAUCUGUACCAAGUUCACCUCAAAUUCAACCUCCUCCUCAGUCUCAACCUCCACCUUUACCUCUAUCUCAGCCUCAAAAUCAACCUCAAGCUCAGCUUCAGUCUCAAGCUCCACCUCAACCUCAACGAUUAAAGCCAAUUUUGAAACAAACUUCCCACACUCAGCAACAAGCAGCACCAGCUGUGCAAAGUACACCUACUCCACCUUCUCAACCGACAGUUCCUACUCCGUCGCUUCCUCCAACAACUAACAAUAUCCCUACACCACCAGUAACUAAUAAUACUACUGAAGCAAAAAAUGAUAGUGAAAUAUCUGACAUUAUUGAAAUGGAAAUACAAGAACAGCAACCAAGAUGGAGGCGUAAGGCACCUGGAUUUAGGGUAAAUAAGAGAUUGAAACGACUUCGUUUGAACCAACGCUUAAGGAAGACUUUACAACCAAAGAAUGCAAUCAUGGUACUAAAUGAAAUGAAGGCUGGAGUACAAUUUACAUUUCCUGAAACACAAGGAAUGCCAAACUCUCUUUAUCUUGUUCAUGCAGAGCUUGAUGGUAAAACUUAUGUUGGACAAGGGUUGUCUAAGCCACUUGCUCGACAAAAUGCUGCUGAAAAUGCAUUGAAAGCCUUACUGCUUGAAAAAAUGACGGCAGCGUCAUUGAAAGCACGUAUUGAUGCCGAAACAGAUGGACAAACAAAUCAACCUACAGAAACAGCUCCUGUUCCAUUGAAAGAAGAACCUAGCGAAGAAGGUGUAACACCAAUGGAUACUAGUCCUGAAGAAAGUGAUGAAAUUCCAUGGAGUUCUUUGGCUAGUUUCGCAUUGUAUAAACUCUUCCUUGAAUGGCACAAUCAAGGAACAUCGGUUCCUGUCCCAAGGCCAGGAUUACCAUCACCUAUUAAGGGAAUUAAAAAAGAGAUCUCUGCUCAGGCUCCAAAAGUUCCAGUCCAAAAAGAACUUCCCCCAAAUGCUACAAACAUACAUCCUGUUAUGUUAUUGAAUCAAAUGAGACCAGGUUUAACAUAUGUAGAGCUAAAUCGUGUUGGUAAUCCUCCUAACACAAUGUUCACUCUUGCUGUAGAAAUUGAUGGCGUUGAAUAUACUGGAACAGCAAGAAAUAAAAAGGAUGCCAAGAAGAUAGCAGCAAAAUGUGCACUUUUGGCCUUAUAUGAUUUAUGCUACCCAGAUGAUAAAGUAACAAUUGAAGAUCAAUCAAUGGCUUAAAUAUCCACAACAAUAUACAAACAUAAUUAACGUUUGUAAUCACGAAAAUUGUAAUACUAUAACAUGAAUAUAUGUUUCAAUUUUAUUACUUCAAUUUAUAAUUAUAUGAAUUACUGCAUAUCGCGGUAAUGAUUCUAAAAAUUGUACAUCUUGCAAUAAUUAUAUAAGAAUUUCCCAACUUAUAUUUAUAAACAUAUAAAAUUCAUCUGUAUGUACACAAUUAUGUAUGCUACUUAAAUAUCUGUUAUAUUAUAAAAGGCAUAUAAAAGUAUUCUUUCAAACAAAAUGAAUUCGUUCAAUGUUAUGAUAUAAAUAGACAAUUUCCUAAAUAAUAUGACACAGAUAUCCUAUCAAAAUAAUCAUUGUAUUUCUUUUAUUGAAACAAUGUAUGUUUUUAUAUAUGUAUUUCAUUUGUAUCUACAAUAAAGUGACAUCUUAGUAUUGACCAUUAUA
Messenger RNA from Hylaeus anthracinus, 3853 nucleotides. Its product is annotated as E1A-binding protein p400-like. The transcript has 12 exons. Lineage: Eukaryota; Metazoa; Arthropoda; Insecta; Hymenoptera; Colletidae. Gene Ontology annotation, cellular component: spliceosomal complex. The record is from RefSeq and is a predicted model, not a curated record. The coding region runs from base 164 to 3400 and encodes 1078 amino acids. Gene Ontology annotation, biological process: mRNA cis splicing, via spliceosome.